Messenger RNA from Diabrotica virgifera virgifera (western corn rootworm), 1600 nucleotides. RefSeq lists its product as uncharacterized. NCBI's taxonomy places the organism in Eukaryota, Metazoa, Arthropoda, Insecta, Coleoptera, Chrysomelidae. The coding region runs from base 81 to 1481 and encodes 466 amino acids. The transcript has 3 exons. The record is from RefSeq and is a predicted model, not a curated record.
ACGUUGAUAAAAUUAUUCCUCAGUGGCAUUUCAAAAGUUUGGUGUUCUCUUGUUAGGUUUUGAAAAACAAACGAGUAAACAUGAGUGCUAAAAUGCUUUUAAUUUUUGCCGUUGUGCUGCUUGUUGUUAUUGAAGACAGUUUUCAAUUCCCAAGACCUGGUGGCAACGGCGACGAUAGAGGACAUAAUGGAGGUGGCACAGGACAAGGUGGUGGUAACGGACAAGGUGGUGGUAACGGAGAUGGACGUGGUAAUGGAAAUGGAGGUGGUAAUGGAAAUGGAGGUGGUAAUGGAAACGGUGAUGAUAACUGCGAUAACAGUACCAGUACCACAGAAGGCACUACUGUAACACCUACUACUGAAACACCUACUACUGUAACACCUACUACUGAAACACCUACUACUGAGAGCAAUGACACAGAUGAAAAUUGCGAUGAAAAUUCCUCAGAAGAAAGUAGUGAAAAAUCUACUGAAAGAAACGUCACAGAUGAUAAUAGCGACGAAAAUUGCUCAGAAGAAAGUAGUGAAGAAUCUACUGAAAGAAACGACACAGAUAAUGGAAAUGGAGGUGGUAAUGGAAAUGGAGGUGGUAAUGGAAAUGGAGGUGGUAAUGGAAAUGGAGGUGGUAAUGGAAAUGGAGGUGGUAAUGGAAAUGGAGGUGGUAAUGGAAAUGGAGGUGGUAAUGGAAAUGGAGGUGGUAAUGGAAAUGGAGGUGGUAAUGGAAAUGGAGGUGGUAAUGGAAAUGGAGGUGGUAAUGGAAAUGGAGGUGGUAAUGGAAAUGGAGGUGGUAAUGGAAAUGGAGGUGGUAACAGUACCAGUACCACAGAAGGCGCUACAAAGCCUACUACUGAAAAAGCUACUACUUUAAAACCUACUACUGAAACACCUACUACUGAAAGCAAUGACACAGAUGAAAAUUGCGAUGAAAAUUCCUCAGAAGAAAGUAAUGAAAAAUCUACUGAAAGAAACGUCACAGAUGAUAAUAGCGACGAAAAUUGCUCAGAAGAAAGUAGUGAAGAAUCUACUGAAAGAAACGACACAGAUAAUGGAAAUGGAGGUGGUAAUGGAAAUGGAGGUGGUAAUGGAAAUGGAGGUGGUAAUGGAAAUGGAGGUGGUAAUGGAAAUGGAGGUGGUAAUGGAAAUGGAGGUGGUAAUGGAAAUGGAGGUGGUAAUGGAAAUGGAGGUGGUAAUGGAAAUGGAGGUGGUAAUGGAAAUGGAGGUGGUAAUGGAAAUGGAGGUGGUAAUGGAAAUGGAGGUGGUAAUGGAAAUGGAGGUGGUAAUGGAAAUGGAGGUGGUAAUGGAAAUGGAGGUGGUAAUGGAAAUGGAGGUGGUAAUGGAAAUGGAGGUGGUAAUGGAAAUGGAGGUGGUAAUGGAAAUGGAGGUGGUAAUGGAAAUGGAGGUGGUAAUGGAAAUGGAGGUGGUAAUGGAGAAGACGAUGAUAAUUGCGACGACAAUUCCUCAGAAGGCAGUAGUGACGAAUAACGACAGACGUAAAUGAGAAAAAUACUAAUGUGUUGUAUUUCUUAAAAUGUAUGUUUUCUUUUCAUAUUAAUUGUAUAUUUGAGAUACUUUUGUCAUAAUAAUAUAAUGAGGGCAUUAAA